Messenger RNA from Xyrichtys novacula (pearly razorfish), 8378 nucleotides. NCBI's taxonomy places the organism in Eukaryota, Metazoa, Chordata, Actinopteri, Labriformes, Labridae. The record is from the annotation of a GenBank genome assembly.
AUGAAAGAGUGGCUCCUGGCACAUGUUCCUUUCCAGCUUCUCAACAGGAAAGAACCAGUACCAGCCAAAUACUUUGAAAUCUCGCUACAAGAUACCUCUAGUUAUACAUUUAUCCAGGUGACGCUGCAGGGAUAUUGUUAUGAUUUUGUAGGAUGAAGGUACCAUUGGCUGAUCUCUGUCCACCCAUCUUUUUGGCUUUGGAGCAGGGCCGUGCGGAGACCUUUGGAGGGGCAGGUGCCCAAAGUUAGCUCAAAGGGGCACAUGGAGCACAAAUAGGAGACUCCUUGCUGAGAGAGGCUGUAGCAACGGCUGACUGUUUGUACGAAACAGAACAAGUUGCUCAUUCAUGAACUGAAAGGAGAACAUUAAUGCGAGGAUGUAAUGAUAGAUAACGUAACAAAAUGACAACAUUGAAAUUUCACUUGUUAUUCUUUCUCUAACUGAAUAUCUCUGCAAUGGUGGUACAUGUGUUACUUUUACCUUUUGUAUACUUUGUCAUCAAGCUGGCAGGUUAUCCCCUGCCUUUUGCAGCCUCAUGCAGCUCCUUUGGUUUUGUUUCAUCCUCCUCUUCUUAGGAGGCAUCUCUGCAGAUCACUCAAAAAGAAAUACUUUCAUUGUGUGACAAUAAAAAAAACCCUAAUCGUACAUUCUUUAUUUGAUUUGUCAGAUCAUAUGGAUAGUAAAUAUUUUUAGUCAAAGACACAAUGGUGUUCCUAAAUAAUGACAUCCAUUAAGGUCUGCAAAACUUUGUCUCAGCCCUUUCCUACUGUAGCUUCAGCUACACACAUGGAAGCCCAUUUAGACCUAUCUCAUAAUUAUAAGAUAGUACAUCAUUAUUAUGAUUUAAAAUUGGAUAAUUCUGAGAUAUUAUCUCAUAAUUAUGAGAUAGUGUCUCAUUAUCAUGACUUAGUAUCUCAUUAUUUUGAGAUAAUAUCUCACAGUUAUGACUUAGUAUCUCAUUUUCAGUAUCAGAAAUGCUGUUUUUCUUUAUACAGAAAAAAAAACACUCUGACAUAAGGGUACUUUGGGCAUAAAGGGGCAGGUGCUUCCGCCCCCUUCACCCCCAACCCCACCCAUCUGUAUGUACCAGCUUAGGAGAAAACAUCAACUUUGAGUGAGGUUACUUUUUAGUCUGAGACAGUAAGUACAGUAAGCUGACAGUUUUCUUUUAUCUGCUCAACAUGUAUAAAGUUAUUUCCUCUCUGAGUGGCCGUGGUGCAGCUUUAACAGGACAGUUCUGCUGCUCCAAAUUUCACCUGGGAAGUGGUGAGUUACCAACAGUCUGUACAGGUGGAAUAUUUUGUCUAAUAUUCAUACUUGAUAUGAUUUGGGAGAAAUUUUCCUUUUGAAAAAUCUUAGCAUGUUGGUGGGAACUUAUGAGCUCAUGUGACUUUUGUCUAGAUCUAUUUUGCACAAAGAAUUAGAGGAUAGCCUGUAUUUGUACAGUAUGCAUGAAGCUGGAACCAUAAGAUCAAGCUUAGCUGUUUACUUACACUGCAAUAGAAAUGGGUGCAUCACAUUGUGGAGCAUAUUCAUGACAAAUCACUGUCUCAGGAAAAUGAUGCCGACUAACUGAAAAGAAACCAAAAUAUCAAAAUAAAUACUGUUGCCUUUUAUAUGUGCAGUCUACCUUAAAAAAUAAUAUUAGAUUUCUACAUUUGGAGAAAAUUUGAGGACAGUUGGAGGUGGUUCUGCUCACACCAUGUGACAAAGUUAUCCACCACAGUACUAUAUUCAGCCUCAUCACCCCUCCUGAUGCCUCUGAUGGUGGCAGGACUGUGUUGUAGUCGAAGUCUGUGGUGUAGAGGAUGGGAGACAGGACUGUUCCCUGAAGUACCCCGGUGUUGCUGAACACUCUGUCUGACACACAGUGUUGUAAGCAUAUAAACUGUGGAGAGGAGCUCCCACCUGCACCUGCAUUGCUGUCAGUUUCUCACCCAGAAAAGGUGUCUGACUGUCGGCCUCAGCUGUUCCAGGAUGAGUCUCUCCGGGGUUUUCAUGAUGUGAGACGUCAACGCCACUGGUCUAUAGUCCAUGGAGCCACUGGGAUGACGCAAGACGUCCUCCACAGCACAGGGACCCUUUAAAGACUCAGGUUUAUGGUGAAGACAGGGUGAAGUUCUCCACAGAGCUGGGAUCAUGGGCCUUUAGGACUCUGGGGCUGACACCAUCAGGAGGAAGGGGACUGUUAGGAGGGCAGUGGAAAGGCUGGUGGCUGCAGGCAGGCAGCAGAUACAGGAAAGGGAACAAAAGCAAUAUUAUUGACAUGCUGCCUCUAUUCCCAACCCCUGAGAUUAGAUUUACGACCAGUUUUCUUGCCACCCCUACAACAUCCAGGUGGAGAAAUUCCCCAAAUUUUUCUCAGGUCUAUGAGAUUUCAAGAUGAUAAUCUCAAACUCCUUCACCUCAGACUGCAGAUUUUUUUCUCUCCAAUACUGACCUUUUUUAUCUUAACUUUGCAAACUUUUAAAAAAGAAACAAUAUUUUUGAUUUUUUUUUAAUAGAAAUGAAAAAAAUGCUCAAAUUUAAAUUUAAAUGAGUUUGUUUACAUUUUGAUGAAAUACUCCGAAAUAUCAAGAAUGACAGGGGAACAUGUUUAUGCUUUGACUGUCACAGAUUAUCUAAGAUUUCAGCUCAAUUAAUGAGUAAACUACAGUAAAUUAUCUUUACACAUUAUGCUGUGUUUGCCAGUUCCUCCCCCUGUACUGUUGGUUCCCUUCAAUCAGUACUAUGAGAAAAACAGGAAGUUUAAUAUUUUUUGUCCAAUAUUACGCAGUGCAAAGUUAGAGUUUCAGUCAAAUAUUGACUGGAAAUGUCUGAAUACUGGAAAACAACAACAAUAAACAAGUACCAGAUUUCUGUGGAUAAGUAACCAAGAUCACAAAUCACUUCCUGUAUUUCCAAAUUUGUCCAAAAUAAAACUCUACCAACAAUCAUUAGCCAAGGGUCAAGUAUAAUAAAUAAAUAAAUAAAUAACUUCUACAUCAGAAGAUUGAUAAUAUUUGAAAUUUCAGGGAAAAUGUCACAACAGAUAUGAAAUUGUACGGCUUUCAUACGCAGCUCAUGGAGUUUCUAAAAAUAAAUCUUUACGUUUUAAAUUACUCAACAGGUGCAGUAUGUCAGAAACCAGCCUUCAAGAGCCGCCCUGAAGACCUCCCAGAGAUGCCCCCAUGCAGUUUCAAACCACGGGCAUACAAGGUGAGGAUGACCUGGUAUCAGGACAGUGUGUCACUUUCUGUGAUAUUGCUCUUUUGUAACUCUGGUAGAAACAUUUGAUUACCAUCUCAAAUGUCAUUGUUUCAUAUAAAGCUAAUCGAUUAUUUAACUUUUAUUUGCCUUACAUCAACAUCAACAAACUGCAGUAUAUUGAUUGUACUUAAAGGUACUCUGCGGAGGAUUUGACCCCCAGUCGAGUCAUGUGUCAUACCAAGUAUUUGGCAACAGAGGUGCCGGCUGAAUCUUGAUUUCCUCCCUUAAACCCUGAGCUCUGACUGACAGGUGUACUUCAGCAAUAUUUCUUAAGUUAAAUUUCUUUAUCAACUUUGUGAAUAUGGACGUCAAGACAGGGCCAUAAUGGGGAAAAGGGGGUAUCUUUGUGUUGAUUUAAUACUAUUUUGAUACUUUCGCUCUGUUGUCAAUCAGAUUGAGACUCAUUUGUACCACAAAUGGGCCUACAAAGAUACACACUGCUUUACUCAGCUCCUACUAAUACACUUAUUCCCUCCUCACGUCAGUUUUGUUGCUCUUCCUGCUAAAUUUCCAAAAUUGAAUUUAGGCAUACCAGAGAGUUUGACCUGCCAUUGACACUGCAAGUGGACCCUCUUGGGGACCUUAUGUGUCGGCAUAUCUUUACUCGAUAGUUCAUCUUGUUUAUAUUUGUGGCUUUCCAGGGUCCGCCCAAAGAGCGCUUGAUGGAGAUUCGCCGGCAGAAUUGUAACCCUGUGACCAUGAAAAUAACCUACUACAAGAAACCGCUGUUUGCCCAUCAGGGAUUCAUGCAGUGGAUCUGGGACGUGGAUGGGAGGCGAUACCUGGAUUUAUUUGCUGGUGUAGCUACCGUCAGUGUGGGCCACUGCAACCCGUAAAUGCCUCUUUUAAAUGUCAUGUAUUAAUAUAGCUUCAGGUCACACAUUUGUUGCUUUAACACAAACUUCUGUGGAUACAGGAAAGUGACAGCAGCUACAGCAGAGCAGUUGAAGACACUGUGGCACACUACAAACAUAUACGUCCAUCCAACACUUCAUGAGUACUGUGAGAAACUAACCUCCCUCUUACCAGAUCCUCUGAAGGUACUGGAUUAAAAUUCAUGAGCUGGUGUGAGAAGACUGGAUGAUUACGUUUAUUCAACUUGAAUGUUUGCUGGUUCAUGUUUCCCUGUUCAGGUUGUAUAUCUUACCAACAGCGGCUCUGAGGCCAAUGACCUGGCUAUGUUGAUGGCUCGACUUCACACGGGCAACUUCGACAUCAUCACUUUCAGGUAGAUUAAGGCAUGCAGAGACAGUCGCUUCUUUUAAGUCCAAUUUAAAAACUCACUUUUACAGACCUGCUUUUACGUGAUGCCGUCUUUUAUCUUUUAUCUCCAUCUAUUAUCUGUCAUCUCUUAUCUUUUUUACCUCUAUCUUAUUUCGGCUUUACUGUAUUUUUAGCUCUUGUUAUACUUGUACUCUUUUCCUAAUUAACCUUUUAGGCCUUUUAUUGUUUUAUCUCUUGCUCAUUUCUAUUGCUCUAUUUUAUCAUUACUUUUAUUAUCAGGAUUACAUUAUUAUUUUUAUUAUCAUUGUUGAUGUUGCCUUUUAUAUUUACUAUCCUGUUUCUGCUUUUGUUCCCUCUUUUAAUUGCAUUUUCCCUCUUAACUAUUUUAUGUUUUUAUGUUGGUCCUCAUGCUUUAAUUUCAUGUUGCAUGGUUCCUGUUGAAAAUGAAAAUGGCCUUCAGUUCCGUUUUUACUGAGCCUUUUGUUUUUAUUUGUCUUUUCCAUGUGCUCUACGACUACAUGUCAAAGCACUUUGUAAACAUCUGUUUUUUUAAAGUGAUAUACAAAUAAAGUUGUUAUUAUUAUUAUUAUUAUUACUUACUAACUUUAUGUGCUUCACCGUUAAAUCAUGGUUUUGCUUAAUGUAAAGCUGUUUUAUUGAAAAAAUAAAAAAGUUCCCUAAAGUUGGAUUUUUUUCUCCAGAGGGUCGUACCAUGGUGGCACCCAACAGACUAUGGGUCUAACCUCCAACUCACCGUACAAAUACCCCGCUGCCACUAGUUCAGGCUGCACAAAUGUAUGUAUCAAUGUGGAAAAUGCAAGUCAGUGUGAUACAAAGUACACUACGCUUAUGUUUUUUUGCUGGAUUACUUAUAAGUGACUGACUAAGUUUAUGUCUGCCAAACAGACCAUGUGUCCUGAUGUGUUCAGAGGUCCAUGGGGGGGAAGCCACUGCAGAGACUCCCCUGUGCAAACCAUCAGGGACUGUAGCUGUGCACAAGGUACACAAACACAUGCACAUACGGCUCGCUACAGCGAGGUUGUUUGUCUUGCAUGAAUGGGAAUAAAACACAGUGUAAUCAAAGCAUCUGUUAGCUAUAAUAAAACUUAAUAUUGAGCAAACCAUAGCCUGUAAAACCUGACGAGUGUGACAGUAGCCAGAGUCAGAAGAAACGAGUGAUUACUAAAAGUCAAUUCAGAUAAACUGUGAUUAUUUGAUUCUUACUUAAUUGAUCUUGUUACGGUACAGUCAAUUGUUUGUAUUGAUGUGUAUAUUUUAUUUAGAAAAUAGGACAGAGGACAGAGCAGGAAAUUGGGAAAGAGAGAGAGGGAUGAUGCAGGAAAGAAGCCACAGGCCAGAAUUGAACCUGAGCUGUCUGCAUGAUGCAUAAUCUCUGCAUUUGGGGCACACACUAACACCGCUAGACUCAGAAAAGAAAAUCAAAAUUCAUUGUAUAAUUUCAGAAUUCAAAUUUAAAAAUCAAUGUUAAUCAUAUUUUUCUAAUUAGAGACAUCUGAAAAAUGCAGUAAUGUGUUCGUGUGAUUAUUAUUACUGUCGAAAUACUUUUCUUCAUUUGUGCAGGUCAGUGCAUGGCAAAUGAAAAAUACAUUGGACAGCUCAAAGAAACAUUUGCUACAAGUGUCCCGAGUCGAAUUGCUGCUUUCUUUGGAGAACCCAUUCAGGUAUUUAACCCUGUCCAGAACUUGUAGGAAAUGACAGUUUUUCAUGAUUAUAAUGUCAUGUUUUUUGAGUUCAUUCUUAUUCAAUGGCUUGUGUCGGUUCGACAGGACUUUGAGAUUUGAUUGUGUUUCGCUCAAACAGGGAAUGGGCGGAGCUGUGCAGUAUCCUAAGAACUACUUUAAGGAGGCUUACAAACUUGUGAGAGAGAGGGGAGGGGUCUGCGUCGCUGAUGAGGUUUGAUUCAUAUAACAAAUGAAACAAAAAACAAAUAUGUUCCCAUCAGAUUUAGGAAGUACCAGCCUCAAACAUCUUGGAAUUAGAAUUUUUAAAAAGUAAACAAAUGAACUUGUUUGAAAUGGGACAGGUUCAAACUGGAUUUGGGCGAACAGGAACUCACUUCUGGGGUUUCCAAGGUCAUGAGGUCCUUCCUGAUAUCGUUACCAUGGCAAAGGGUAUUGGUAACGGAUUCCCAAUUGGGGCUGUUGUCACAACACCAGGUGACCUUACUGUUCUAAAAACAUUUGUUAAGUCUACUUUAUCCAGACUUAUAUUUUUCUCUUGUGUCAAAGUGUUAUCUUAUUCUUGAUCAUUUUAAUUGACUCCACACAUCAGGACUGAUUGGAUAAAGUCCACAUAAAUCAUCAUUUCAGCUUUGUUUACAUCUGAAUGAAGUUACUUUCUCGAAACAAGGACACUUAAAAUAUAUUUUGAUCAUAUUUUUUUAGAAAUCGCUGCUGCUUUUGCCAAGGCCUAUCACUUCAACACCUUUGGAGGAAGUCCUUUAGCUUGUGCUGUUGCUUCAUCAGUGCUCGAUGUAAGAAUUCAUCUCUUCUAUUUUAAUCUUAUUGAUUGGCACAAAAAGUUUAAUUUGAUCAAAACUUAUUUUUCGAGUAUCACUCUACUUAAACUCAAGCUAAUAUGCAGCUUACAGUUUCAAGUCAAGCUGAAGUUAAGGUGUAUACUUCUGUCAGGCGCAUGAUAUCAACACUUGAGGACAAACACGCUUAUAUAACACCUGUUGAGUGACUAAUUUGUACUCAACAGACUAUCAAAGAAGAUGGUAUACAGCAGAACUGUCUCACCGUGGGGACCUAUCUGAUGACUGAAAUGGCCAAACUCAGAGACAAGUACGAGAUUAUUGGUGAUGUCCGUGGAAAAGGCCUGCAGAUCGGUGUGGAAAUGGUCACAGACAAGGUCAGGCAUUAUAGCUUACUGCUGUCUGUCUGGGUAGCUGUAGCUGAUACUGAAGAAAACAAUCUAUCCUUUAUAAGACAAUGCGCAGCGUGGAAAUUUUUCUUAAAUAUUAUGAUUAUUAUCAUUUUUUUGUUAGUGUGUGGGCAAGUAAAGGUAAACACCCUGCAGUGUCCUAAUGUGUGGCUUUGGGUGUCAUUUAAAGCAUAUCUUGUCUUGUUACUUGAACAAAAGUAGAUGGAUGGUAUUCAUUCAUCUGUUGGUUUUCUCUCUGUUCGAUGCACAGGCUAGCAGAGACCCUCUGCCUCCUGAGGCCAUGGGUGAGAUCUUUGAGGACGUCAAGGACAUGGGAGUCCUGAUAGGAAAAGGAGGGCUCUAUGGACAGGUAAAACAGCACUCACACAACUGUAACGUGUCCCUGUGUAUAUUUAUAAAGAGUGAUCAGCAAUUGGCUGAAACACUUAAACAGUUUUAUAGAAAGUCCAAAUAAUUCAGGGAUUGUUUUGAAAUCUAUACAGCUUACAGGGUGAACAAAAGAUAUUUCUCCAUCUAUAGUUUUACUGCAAUAUGAUCUGUAUCAUAAUAUCUUUGUUUGGUACAAAACAUUUUGAAGAAUUCAUUUGUAUUAGAUAAAAAAAAAAAAACAUGAUAUUGUUUUUCCAAAUCCAAACCAAGGCUUUGAGGAAUGUGGUUCAAGAAUGUAUGAAAAAGGAUUCAAAGCUCACAUGUCUGAGACUGAACUUCCGGCUUGUUCUGAAUGAACUUUUUCAGUUUGAAUACUUUCACCUUCAGCUGAGAAGUUCCUCAGUCUGCACACGAGAUGGAGAAAACUGAAGUGUUGUUUUUUUAAUUUUCUUUGUUUAAACCUAAACAGUAUCAUGACCCUCUGCUUCCUUUUGUUUUUUCAUCAUCGCAGGCCUUCCGCAUCCAGCCCCCCAUGUGCAUCACAAAGCAGGACGUGGAUUUCUUCCUUGCGGUUUUUAACAAGGCCAUCCAGAACUACCUGAACAGACACUAAUUGGGUGACACGAUAC